AGUCAACCACAAUGGGCCACUGAUAACACCAUCAUCAUCGUUAUUCUCGGAUGUCCAACCUACAUUUUCCAGUGCUUCCUGGUGGGCGUGAGCAAAAAUUUAACAAGCUUCUCCAUUAUUUAUGGCGGUUAAAUUGCAAAAGUGCAGCAGUCAAAACAAAAACCAUGAAGAGAAUAGGUUGAGGACCACUGAUAAGUAUAUUUAUUUUGACAACUACUAGUUUGGGAUAACAAAACUGUCUUUAGUUUUUACCAUCCUAAUUUUUUAAAUACCUAAGAGUGUUUUACUCCAAAAUAAGGGUCUUUAAAAAUGUUUGAGUCGUUUAUUUUUUAAAGUGUUUACUCAGUAGUCCCUGCAUAACACCUUCAUGCUGUUUGCGGAUUGGAGGGUAUGUUGCUGUGGCCAGCAGGCUUCCGAUCCCUUGCUCCAGGCUCCUGGCGCCUGGCACUCAAUUCCUGGUUGGCGGCGGCCCCCAGUUCCGACGUGUGUAUUGCUUCGUAAUUACGCCGCAAAUGGGCGGGGUCAUGGGUCGGCGGAGGCAGCACCUUUCGGCGCCCACCUGGGAUCCCGAGUCCGUGGUAGGUGCAACCAAUUUUCACUUUCAUCCAUGAUUUAUGUCUUCACGACCCGUGUUGCCUUCCCAAUGGAUGCAGUUUUAAAGUUAACAAAGGUGGAAGCUUGGGCUGAAUAUAAUUGCUGAAUGGAACUACUUAUAUUCAAAUGGAUUUAAAAAGCAAUAUAUUGCUUGAACAGCGUUCAAAAUAAACGAUCGAUUUGGCGUUGCCACCUUAUGUUAUUCGAUUGUCUAGUGCUGCCAUUUUUAUUUUCAUGCCAUUCACAUUUCGACGCAUUUGUUGUCAUUGGCUUGUUUUUGUUGUGCGCUAGAAAAUUUAAAAAAUAGUAAAUAAUAACAAUUAACGUUUUAAAACUAUCAGAUGAGUAACAGGGCGAAAUCGCCCGAUAGCCGAUCGGCAGGAUUUCUUACUCCAUUGCGGUCCAAAGAGUUGCUGGAAAGAGAGAGAUCCAAAAUAUUUUCCCCCAAGAGAGGGUUAUUAACCCCCCAAAACAUCCAAACCCCCAAAAACCCUCAACUGAGCGUCCCAUCUAUUAUGAUUACCGAUGCUGAGCUGGGUUUGGAACGUCCGAAGGAAUUGGUACAACGUUUGGACAGGUUCCUAAGUCGAUCGGCCUCAGUCUCUAGGCUUCCAGCAAAAAAUGGCCAUUUGACAUCCCAAAAUAGGCAGCGAACAUGGGAGAGACCAAAAACAUCCGAGUUACGCAUAAAAGUAAUUCCUGCAUCGGAACCGCGCCAUUUUCGUACCAAGGAACACACAUCACGAUCUCGAGGAACUUCUGCCACAAAAAAACUUUCCUAUAACAGUCAGAAUUGCCAGGAUCUGCCUGAAACUCCCGAUAAACGCUUGACAUUCAUACCUUCCUCGGAACCCAUCCGGCCGAAGGUGAUCCUCGAAAGGGAAAAGCAGGAAGCUUUAAAGAGUCGCUUGGUAUCAGCAUCGAUUGACCGCCUGAAAACAAAGCCACCAACGACCAGUUUCACAACGAGCAAGCAGCUGGUGCCCUCGAUUGGUUUUUCGUACCCCAAGGAUCCACAGAGCCUGCACUCUUCCAGCAAAGCAACCAAGCUGACCAACUCAAAGCGCAAGUUGGAUUUUCACACCGAGCUGGGGAAGGACUCGUUGCGGCAAAAGCUAGAGAGGAUUUCAAAAGAAUGGCAGAAAAGAACUGAGUACCAGUUACGUCAGUUUAUCUCGGAUUUCAUGAAUCAGGUCGUGUGCUAUUUGCCCUUUCAUGGAGUAACGUUCUCGCAUCUUAGCAGGGAUUGCUAUGUGCUGCAAAUAAUGGAGGCUCUGCAACAGCUCCAGUUCAAAAAGGUGAAUACAGGCUGGCUGCAAACGCCAAACACCCAACCAGCCGUCGACCAUGUGCUGGAAAUACUCCGCUUCUUGUUGGAUGUCAUUGAAAAUCGAAAAGAGGAGGCCAUUUGUAUGAUUCCUAUUGUUUCAGAAGGAACGGAAUGGCUAAAGCAGAUGCAGGGGUGCACAAAAUUUGUGGAACAAAAGAUGGAAGAGCUCACAGUAGCGAAUGGUACCCCUAAUGAUCUCACGAGGCUGCAAGGAAAAUUGGAUAACAACCGACAAGUGGAUCUGAAAUUAGCAAUUACGGUAGCCAAUAAAGAAGUGGAAAAACUUGCAACAUGGGCCAGGAAUCCGGACCACACCAGAUCUCGAGAUGAACUGCAAGAGCGUUACCAUGAACAAGAGCUGAAAAGUUUGCGACUUCAACUUUUUGGCGAGCUUGUGUGUCUUGCCAACCUGAAGUUAAGUCGCUGUUAUAACGGAGGAAAGGAUAGCAUCAAAGCUUUUAAUGACCAAAUACAGGAUUUGGCGGAGUGCUCACGAGUAUUCAGAAAUAGUAAGCCAAUAUCCCAAUUACAUUUAAACCUGAAUCAUACGAAGGCGGAUAUCCAAGAGCGUAUGGAGAAACUACGAUGUAUGCUUGAUGAGAAUAGCAAUAAUCUUCGCCAGUUAACAGCGAAACCCCAAGGAAACCUUUAGGCCAACUAAGCCACUUUCCUCAUUAAAUCUCAAAAGGCUCGAGUUAAUUUAAGCAAAUAUUUGCGUGUUACACAAGUUACACACAGAGCUUCUGGCUUAGUAAUUCCUUCCUGAAUUUCACAGAUUUAUUUAAUUGAAUUUAUCAACUGGAAGCCUCGGCCUGGAUUUAAGUUUGUGUAAUUGACAUUUGAAUGAGUCAUUGGCAGCUUGGCUACACUCACUCAAAGGAAAUAGCUGCAAAGUUAAGCCGCUUAAUUUCAAACCACUUAAAUAUUUGCAUUUAAAGAAUUUGUGAAAUGUAUGUAUUAUUGUAGUUUUUCUUUUUACAUGCUUGUACAUACCUACCUAACAAAUUAUAUUUUCGAAAAGGAAAUAACAUAUAUAAUAAUAGUCAGGUUUAAAGUUCUGUAACUGUAAAAGAUGCCACUUUAAAGGCAUUGGACCCGAAAAUAAAUUAAAGGACAGUAUGUAAAUAACAGCAGUAGAGUAGCUGC
This is a messenger RNA of Drosophila ficusphila, 3070 nucleotides long. It is a transcript of the gene Kebab, whose product is annotated as kinetochore and Eb1-associated basic protein. The record is from RefSeq and is a predicted model, not a curated record. Lineage: Eukaryota; Metazoa; Arthropoda; Insecta; Diptera; Drosophilidae.